Messenger RNA from Drosophila busckii, 1311 nucleotides. RefSeq lists its product as uncharacterized. Lineage: Eukaryota; Metazoa; Arthropoda; Insecta; Diptera; Drosophilidae. The record is from RefSeq and is a predicted model, not a curated record. The transcript is spliced from 4 exons. Gene Ontology annotation, cellular component: mitochondrion. The coding region runs from base 97 to 1290 and encodes 397 amino acids.
AGUUUUUUUAUUGCAUAAAAGUUGGCAUCACUGACUUAGAGAUGGGAAUCAAACUCUGUACUGCGUACAGUGUACUCUCUAGCUUUGAGUGUUAGGAUGCAAUCCCGAGUUAUACUUACGAUUCCAUAUAGGCGUUACUUGUCGUACUUAUCAAGCGCAUUUAACAGCCUGGCACUGACCAAUAAAAAUGUGACUGUGGCACAACAAAAUGUAGUUAAAUUAGAUUUGGAUAUUUUUGUUAAUCAAGAUAAUAGGCAAAUUGACUUGCUGGAUAAAUUAGUGAGGCUCAGGAAGCAAAAGGAAUGCAGCAAUGUGCCGCUCUUCCCGAAUAUUUUGGUAAAUCAGCUGUUGGAUUAUACAACACCGCAGGAUGUGAUUACGGUAUUGCGUGAUCCGCUGCAAUAUGGAGUAUUCAUUGAUAAAUUUAGUGGCUGCCAUUUAAUGGAUUAUUUAAUAAACAAUGGGCAUGCCUUGGAGGCAGCACAAGUUGCGGCAUUGCUAAUUGAAAGAGAUUUAAGCAACAAUGAUCUAACUGCAGCGCUCACAUAUCGUUCAUUCUGUGAAUUUAUUAAAAACUACGAUGCGAUUGUGGCUAAGAGAGAUAAAGAAAAAGUUGCGGAGCCAUCGGAUGUGCAAAAAGUGCGGGUAAAGUUUUUGCGAAACUAUGAGGAGCAAAAGGAAAUAACUGAGGACGAUCGACUAGGUGUGGCUAUGAUCAAGUUGGGUGACAGCUCUAAUGAAUAUGCCAAAAAUAUAGCAUUAGUCGGUUUUGCUUUAGUUGGUCGGUACGCUGAGCUGGAGCAGUUUAUUAAAGUAAAUCAGCAAUUUAUCUAUAAAGAUGUUCUACGCGCAUGUGCGAUGCUAAUGUCCAAGGCAGAAAAGCCCGAGGUAAAAAAACAACUGGACGAUGCCCUUAAAGUAUCUACACGAAAUAAAGCUUUUGAUGAUGCUUUGGACGCAAACGUGCAACAGUGCGCGCAAAGUAUUGAGCCCAAACUCAUAGCGGAGUACGCCAUGGCUUAUGAGAACUGGCAGAUGAAAUACCAAAGCGCUGUAAGGGAGCAAUCACACAUAUUAGAGGUUCAAAGUCGCGUCGAGAAUGUAAAGGCGACGUUAAAUGGGUUGGAAAUAAUGCGGCAAAAGCUUUGGUUCUUCGAGAACAAAGAAGAUAUAGAUAUACAGAUUUUUAAAAAAAAAGUUUAUUAUCCCAAGCGUUGGUUUGGAAAGAAAAAGAAGCCAAAGGCUGUGGAUGCAUUGUAUGUGCCCCCAACAAUUUCGCGAGCAAAUUGAUUAACUUGAGCUCAUCAGUAA